Pseudoliparis swirei is the source of this 2353-nucleotide messenger RNA. Its product is annotated as MAPK/MAK/MRK overlapping kinase-like. Gene Ontology annotation, molecular function: protein serine/threonine kinase activity; ATP binding. The coding region runs from base 376 to 1674 and encodes 432 amino acids. Gene Ontology annotation, cellular component: nucleus; cytoplasm. The record is from RefSeq and is a predicted model, not a curated record. Lineage: Eukaryota; Metazoa; Chordata; Actinopteri; Perciformes; Liparidae. The transcript is spliced from 12 exons. Gene Ontology annotation, biological process: protein phosphorylation; intracellular signal transduction.
ACAGCUCUUUUUGUUAACUUGAUUUUAUUGUCAUACAUGGCAGUGCAUGCUGUGCUGCGUCGCUGCUUUCUAAACUCCAUUGUUUUACGCGGUGCGGCGGAAGAGAGUCAAACGUUCAACGGGAGUCUCCAGUUCCCUCCUCGGGUCAGAGCGGAGGGCGAAGGCGUUCUCCGUUACCAAGGCGACGGUCAGCUAACAGGGCUAGGCUACCGUCGCGAGGCUAGCGGGGCUAAUAGCUAGCACCCGAACUGAGACUUUCUGUUCCUUUUGACUCUCGCAAAAAACAAAAUCUCCGUACAUUUAAAACCCCGUUGACAUGACAGGUGCGCGUGGGGUGAAGACUCGACGUGCGCGCGCCCGCUGAGACACAAAGGAAUGCAUCGCUACAAAACAAUCAAGAAAAUUGGGGAAGGCACAUUUUCAGAUGUGUUGAAAACUCAGAGCCUGAAAGAUGGGAAGUUCUACGCAUGUAAAACCAUGAAGCAAACCAUAAACAGUCUGGAGCAGGCCAACAAUCUGCGGGAAGUCCAGGCAAUGAAGAGACUGAGCCCUCAUGCAAAUAUCAUCCAGCUCCAUGAACUGAUUUUUGACAAAGAAACUGGAACUGUGUCUUUGAUUUGUGAGCUGAUGGAGAUGAACAUCUAUGAGUUCAUACAAGGAAGACAAACGCCACUGCCUGAUACUACAGUAAAGAACUACAUGUACCAGCUGUGCAAGUCACUUGAACACAUGCACAGCUGUGGGAUCUUUCACAGAGACGUGAAGCCAGAAAACAUUCUCAUCAAACAAAACGGUCUGAAGCUCGGCGACUUUGGCUCGUGUCGGAGCGUCUACUCCAAGCCGCCGCACACGGAGUACAUCUCCACGCGCUGGUACAGAGCACCCGAGUGCCUCCUCACUGACGGGUACUACGGCUUAAAGAUGGACAUGUGGAGUGCUGGUUGUGUCUUCUUUGAGAUCAUGAGUUUGCGUCCUCUCUUCCCUGGAACCAAUGAGUUGGACCAGGUCGCCAAGAUCCACGAUGUGUUGGGGACACCAGAUCUGAGUAUUCUCCAAAAGUUAAAGCAGUCUCGAGCGCUACAUUUCAACUUCCCCCCGAAAAAAGGAAGCGGUAUCUCGCGGUUGGUCCCUCACUGCCCGCCUCCAGCUCUGUCACUCCUCUAUCAGAUGCUCGCCUACGACCCCGAUGAACGCAUCACGGCAGAAACGGCUCUACGGCACACAUACUUUAGGGAAACCAGGCAGGCUGAGAAGAAAGUCGAGACUUUUCAAAGAGUAUCUGUGACUAUGGAUGGACUCGAGAGUGGCGGGACACACAACGCCUUAGACCACAUCUGGCGCCCAGCCAGACUCGGCAAGCAGCUGAGAGGAAGACACACGAGGCAAACCCCUUUAAUAAGCCACAACACGAAGCACGUCGUGGAGCCGCUGAUCCGACGGAACGGCCCUCAAAAUUCCACGGAGCUACCUAAGCUCAACAUGGUCGGGCCCGGGUCACAGACCUCCUCCUUCCCGGUCUGCUCUCUGCCUGCAUUCACCCACCGAGGCACUCUGCCGAGCAUCACGUCCAAAAAGUUCCAGUCGCGGUUGGCGAAGCCCCGGGAUGAGUCGCACCGCGUGGCUUUCAAGACCUUCUACAUUCCACCUCUGGAUAGGAAGCGUGGAGGCUCCUGAGGAUCAAAAAGACUUCCAACGGAUCAUUGGAAAACGUCCUUCCUAAAACUGGAUAGACCGAUACUGUUAAACAAAUUGUGGAGGGGACAAUGUUUGGACCGGGCCAGAUGUUGAAAUCUAUGAAGCAACACAAGCACGGCAAGAAAUGCAAUCAACACCGCCACGCCGGUCAUAUUCCCAGUUGUGACUGCUCUCAUCGAGCUGUUUUUAGUCCAUAAGAUUACAUUGGAUUAAGAGUGAAGUUUGGUUAUGACCUCAGUUUUACUUGACAAUAGUCAGGUGUUACAUGUUUACAACUGUUAAGAAAUAUACUUAAAUCUGAGCCUAUUACACCAGCGAAGCAAUAACAGCCAUUUACCAUGGUGAGUGGAAUGGUAUUGAAACUGAUUAAUCCCGUUGGAAGGAUUUUUAUUGCUGUGUAUUAUUUUUGAGCACCAAGCAUUUCCUCAGAUUUGCGUGACGCCGACUUCAAGGGAAUCGCUGUGUGGCUGUGCGGGUCCGCCGGUUUUUAAUUCUGUGAGAUAUUUCCUCGAUCCAGCACCCCGCCCAACCGGACACUGAACGCGCGUGUCUUUUUUUCUAUUUUUUCUGAAUGAAAUGGUUUAAUAUAUUUGAUGAGUGACGUGGUCAACUUCCUCGGAAACAGGGUGCCUUUUAAAAAGUCGUCACAACCCUCGGA